AUGUCACCGCAAGAUGGGCCUGAGGACGAGUUCAUAAAGAUUUGCCUUCCAACACACCUCGCCGAAGAGGAACGCACAGCGUACUUUGGCAAGUUCCGGGAUAAUGUCGAAGAUGACCUCAACUGGGUCAAACCGCAGUUCAUAGAAUGGCCUCCGGAACAAGGGGAGGGCUCGAUCGAAGGCGGUGAUCUUCUCCGCCUAUUCAAACAAGCCGCAUCAGCCGACCCCGAAGGAGCCGAGUUGCAGUACUUUGCCGGCCGUCAGAGCACCGACAGCGGCACCGUCAUCCUGGCGCACCGCGACCCGGACAUCACGGAGCUGGCGGCGGAGAGCGGGAUCACGCUGCCUGAGGGUUGGGCGAGGAUGGACCGUGUCGUUGAGGAGCUGAUGGACGAGCUGACCGACCGCGGCGUGGCGCGGGGCCGCAUACCCGUCAGCAAGUGGAGGCCGAGCUGGUGUAACGCGGACAUCGGCAACAUGCACGAGCACGAGUUCAUAGAGUGCUGCGGGAGAAGCAACAGUAUCUUGAGGGAUCCUGAGAGGGACUGGAAACAGCUUCUUAGAGAAUCUGAGGGAGGAGGUCGCAAAAAUGGAAGCACAACCAGCCUGAGCCUGUAA
Diaporthe citri is the source of this 618-nucleotide messenger RNA. RefSeq lists its product as uncharacterized. The coding region runs from base 1 to 618 and encodes 205 amino acids. The transcript has 2 exons. Lineage: Eukaryota; Fungi; Ascomycota; Sordariomycetes; Diaporthales; Diaporthaceae. The record is from RefSeq and is a predicted model, not a curated record.